UAGUGGUACCACUUCCACUCCAUGCACGAAGUCAACCUCCUCUACGACGAGCACAAGCACCCCAUGCACCAAGUCCUCUACGUCUUCCACCACGAGCGCGUCCACAUCUCCAUGCACUUCCUCCACGACGAGCUACUGGUACAAGCCCAGCACGAGUCCGUGCACCAAGUCCUCUUCUUCGUCCUCUACGACGCCUUGCACUGGAAGCACGACUUGGUCCAUGCCCACUCAUCCUCCGAAGUGGACCACCUCGACCACCACUGCGCCGUGCUCCUCCUCGUCUACUACGAGCCAGAAGCACUGUUCGGACUGUGAGAAGGGACACUGGUCUUCUACGUCUACGUCUACUUCGACGAAGGAACCCUGCACAAAGUGUGAGGCUCACCAGUCUUGGUCUACUUCUACCUGGACCAAGUGCACCAAAUGCGAAGCCGCUGCCACCUCAACCAGUCCCGUCGCCUACGUUGCCGCCGCCGCUGAAAUCACCAGUUCCUCUUCCUCCUCCGCUGCGAAGACCUCUCCGACUGUUGCUGUCCAGAGCGCGAAGCCUAGUAACGGAACGAUCGCGAGUACCUUCACGGGUGGUGCCGUUGGCUUGAGUGUGGGUGGUGCGGGGAUGAAGAUGGGUGUUGCGGUGGUUGUUGGUGGUGUUGCGAUGA
Molecule: messenger RNA, 659 nt
Organism: Saitoella complicata NRRL Y-17804
Lineage: Eukaryota; Fungi; Ascomycota; Saitoellomycetes; Saitoellales; Saitoellaceae
Exons: 1
Coding region: 22-315 (97 amino acids)
Source: RefSeq, a predicted model, not a curated record